Dracunculus medinensis (Guinea worm) is the source of this 750-nucleotide messenger RNA. The record is from the annotation of a GenBank genome assembly. Lineage: Eukaryota; Metazoa; Nematoda; Chromadorea; Rhabditida; Dracunculidae.
AUGGUGAACGAUAAAAAUCCAGAAAUUACACACGUAAUAUUCGACCUCGACGGGCUAUUAAUUAAUACUGAACCAGUAUACACGGAAGUGAAUUCUUAUACAAUGGCGAUGUUCGGGAGGAAGUUUACUUUAGAUUUAAAAGCUUUAACUAUGGGAAUGACAAAUGAGGCAGCAAUUUCAUUAAUGCUUGAAAAGGUUGGUUUAAGCGGAAAAGUUAGCGUCGACGAAUAUAGAGCCAUUUAUAAUCCUCUUCUACGAUCAAAAUUGCCAUACUGUGAGAAGAUGCCUGGGGCGAUGCGUCUCGUUCGACAUUUAGCGAUAAAUAAUAUCCCAAUGGCUAUAUGUUCCGGCACCCGUAGUUAUGAAUUUAAGCUCAAAACAAUGAACCACAGGGAAUUGCUGGAUUUGAUUCCGUUACGGGUUUGCGCAAGUGAUGAUCCAUCAAUUCACGAAGGAAAGCCCUCACCAGAUGCAUUUCUCGUCACGAUGGAACGUUUUGAAAUUCCUCCAGCUAGUCCAUCGAAUGUACUUGUUUUUGAAGAUGCACCAAACGGUGUGAUUGCAGCUGUUAGAGCAGGCAUGCAUGUGGUUAUGGUUCCAGAUUUCACCUAUUCAAAACCGCCAGAAGCCGUUGAGGACCAAAUUUCAUUCGUAUUAAAAAGCUUGGAGGAUUUUGAACCUGAAACAAUGGGUUUGCCAAGCUAUAACAAUGAUAAGAUUUCCCCAUUCAUCUCUUCAUGGACUAACUGA